AUGGGAUCAUACUGGAGUGCUCAUGAGACUGAAGAAUGCCCGUGCUGCUCACUCUCUGUGAAAAUAAUAGGAAUGAGAAAUCUGAGAAAGGCAGAUCUCUUCAGUCAAACGGAUUGCUAUGUCAGCCUGUCCUUGCCCACUGCUUCCCCCGAGACUGUCCGGACCAAAACCAUCAAGAACUGCAAAGAUCCAGUGUGGAAUGAAACAUUCUGCUUCAGGAUCCAGAGCCAAGUAAAAAAUAUUCUUGAGCUGAAAGUCUACGAUGAAAACGAAGUCAUGAAAGAUGACCUCCUCUUCACUGUCCUCUUUGAUGUUGCUAAAAUCCAGCUUGGAGAAACGGUCCACUUGACUUUUCAGCUAGAUCAAAAGACACAAGAGAUGCUGGAGGUUGAGUUUGCAUCAGAAAGCAUACCAGUCCCUCCUGAGAAGCUUGUCACUAAUGGUGUAUUAGUGACUCGUGAAAUUUCCUGCUUGGAAGUCCUGGUGGACAAUAAAUGGACAAAGAAAGAACCUUCAGAAAAAGACUUCUUAUUUUCAGUGAAGGGAUCCUAUGAAGAGAGCCAGACCCUCUCUCUGGGCUCACCCAGUCAGCCCACCUUGUCCCUGGACUUCCAUUACAUAAAGUACAGCCUGUCGGAGCUGCGUGUGGCUCUGGCAGAGAAGAAGCCUUGUUUCUGCUUGAGUACCUCAGGUGAAGAGAAAAAAGACUCCCAUGCAUCCCUCACUAUUCCUCUGGAUUCACUUCCCUUCAAGGAGAAAGUAGCAGUAGCCAAGGAUGAAACAAUCAAUUUGCAUGUGAAGUCAAAUGACUGGUCAAGAAACUUAGAUGUUCGCUUGGAUUUUGAUCUGUGUAUGGAGGAGAAAAAUUUCCUGCAGAAAAGGAGGAAGUUUGUGGCUUCUGCGCUGAAAAAAGCACUUCAUUUAGAGCAAGACCUACAAGACCAUGAGGUACCAGUCAUAGCAGUCAUGACAACAGGAGGCGGCACCCGGGCACUGACAUCUUUGCUAGGCAACCUAUUAGGUCUUCAGAAGCUGGAUCUCUUAGAUGCUAUUUCAUACAUCACUGGGUCAUCUGGUUCAACAUGGACUUUGUCCCAUUUGUAUCAGAGCCCUGAUUGGUCACGCAAAGAUCUGUCCAGACCGAUCAGUGAAGUCCGCAGACAUAUGACCAAGUGCAAACUAAGCUGCUUUUCCCUGGAGAGCUUGAAGUACUAUGACAAGGAGCUAAAACUGCGGAAGCAAGAGGGAUACCAGAUCUCUAGCAUUGAUUUUUGGGGGCUUCUGCUGGAAAAGGCAUUAAGUGAUGGGAAGAACAACCACAAACUCUCAGAUGAGCGACAGGCACUAAGGCAGGGUCAGAAUCCCUUACCUAUCUACAUGGUCCUCAACAUCAAACAAGACUACAGCCUUUCAGAAUUCAAAGAAUGGGUGGAGUUCACUCCUUAUGAGGUUGGGUUCUUAAAAUACGGUGCCUUCAUUCGUGCUGAGGAUUUUGGCAGCGAGUUCUUCAUGGGUCGCCUGAUGAAGAGGCUCCCUGAGUCCCGCAUCUGCUUCAUGAAAGGCAUGUGGAGCAAUGUCUUUUCCUACAACCUCCUGGAUAUCUGGCAUUCCUCGGAUCCUACUCAAAGGCGCUCACUGAGGUGUACCCGCCCCAGGACUGUUGAUGUUGAAGGAGAUGAGCCUUCCCCACCAGUCAGGAGCAAUGAGUUAGACAGCUACUUAGUCACCCCUGAAUGUGGCAUCAUGGGCAUCAUUCGGCAGAUCCUGACUGAGCGGGUGAUGGUUUCAAAGUUCUACAACUUCCUGAAGGGGUUCCAGAUACACAAUGAAUACCUUCAGAGCAAAAGCUUCCAUAUAUGGAAAGAUACUGUACUAGAGAAUUUCCCCAGCCAGCUGACAGAAACAGCCGAGUUCAUGUGUCUGGCAGACACAGCAGGAUACAUUGACAUCAGCUACCCACCACUCAUGAGGCCCCAGAGAAAAGUGGAUGUUGUCCUGCACUUAAACUACUCUUCUGGAUCACAGACAUCGCCUUUGGAAGAAGCCUCCAAAUACUUCCUAAAGCAGGGAAUCCCAUUUCCCAAAAUCAACUUGAGUGAAGAAGAAAAGAAAAAUCUAAAAGAGUGCUAUAUCUUUGAAGACAAAGAGACCCCAGAGGCACCAAUUGUGGUGUUUUUCCCACUGGUGAAUGACACCUUCAGAAAAUACAAAGAACCUGGUGUGGAGCGCAGCCCUGCUGAGAUGGCACAGGGCAAUGUGGAUGUUUCCAGUGUAUUUUCCCCGUACUGCUUACACAGCUUCACCUACACAGGGGAGGAGUUCGACAAGCUGGUAGAACUGACCAGCUACAACAUUCAGAACAACAAACAUCUGAUCCUUCAGGCUUUGAAUUCAGCCAUAGAGCAGAAACGACAGCACAGAAAAGAAACUACAUCCUGAAU
Messenger RNA from Dryobates pubescens (Downy woodpecker), 2441 nucleotides. Its product is annotated as cytosolic phospholipase A2 epsilon. Bases 1 to 2439 code for a protein of 812 amino acids. Gene Ontology annotation, cellular component: cytosol. Gene Ontology annotation, biological process: glycerophospholipid catabolic process. Gene Ontology annotation, molecular function: calcium ion binding; calcium-dependent phospholipid binding. NCBI's taxonomy places the organism in Eukaryota, Metazoa, Chordata, Aves, Piciformes, Picidae. The transcript is spliced from 20 exons. The record is from RefSeq and is a predicted model, not a curated record.